CCAAAAUUGUGGCGGAGGUUUUCGCCCCAGCUGAGAACUUCACCUGUGUUGACUGUCGGCAAGUUAUGAGACCAAAAUUCGUCUUCCCUUCUCUAGAACCAGACUAGUUCGAUUGUUUAUUAUCAGAUGAUAGUCGUCUGUACCACCGUUCGGUAUACCCCCCGGCAAGCAGGCACCAGAACUUACAAGUUGUGGCUGAGACAUUUGCGAACCUUACUGGACACAAAGACUUACCCGACGCUCUAUGGAAAUCAGCAUGCGUAAGGCGACAAUGACGACAAAGCAGACACGAGACAAAGGAAACAUGAUUGGUCAGGUCGACUCUGCCUUCUAUUAAAUGAGCUAAACUGCGUGCAUCUUGUAUCAGCAAGUCUACUAUUUUGAGGGUAUUCUUUCACCAAGUACGACAACCAGAUAUACCCACCACCUAAACCCACUACCGAUCUUUCCCACAACAAAUUACUUUAGUCUAUCCAUCACCUUCUAAUAUUUCUCACUAAAAUGCUCAACAUACCAUCCCCAUUCUGGGGCGCAAAGCCCAAGCCGAAGAAGGAGCCUGGCCGUGUCACCAGCACAGAAGCCCACAUACACUACGAGGGACACUCGAUGGUCAUUGACAUCGCCCUCCGCCCCCAGAGUGACACCACGUCUCCCUCUGCCAGUUCCAAGGCCACAGUAGACAGAGACUACGACGAAUUCGUGACAAUGGCCAUCCGUAUUCACUCACACCUGCUCGAAGAGUUCCAGCGCCACAAGGCGGCGUGGAGAGCCAAAGCCUCGGAGGAGUACGGAACCAAAGAUCAAGACGACGCUCAGUCCAGUGGUGCUCUUGAGGGCGCCGAAGACAACCUCUCUGCAGAAGUCAUCUUCGGACCGGAGUGGGCGGAGCGUGAGGAGCUCCUGCAGCACCUUGCGGCCGAGACUGAACGCAGAGAGGCUGAAUACGAUGCCUUGAUGGAGGAGUUUUGGGUGUUGGGCUUCUUUGACAAGAAUGGAGAGAUCGAGAACGAAAACGAGCUGGGAAAGAUACGAUCCCAGGACUGGGGUGAGGUCGAGCCCGUCGAGGAGUACUGGGAGCACGUCAAGGUGGAGGGUAUGAUGUACUGGGAUGACGGCAUGGGGAUGCGGUCCGGCGAAAGUUUUCAGGGGGAUAGUUACGACCUCGGGGAGGACAGCCUUACGCAAGACACUGUCUUGCGGUCCGUCGAUGGUCCGGCCGAUGAAGAGAUCGCGGCUGAGAUGGGACAGGAAUUUUCAGAGGUUUUGGAAGAUGAGCAAACAUAUCCCGCUUCUACCUUUACUAUUGGCGAAGGAUCCGAUGUAGGGCAAAGUCCGGAUGGAUCUUGUCCUGGGUGUGCUGCCGAGGAAUAUCCAGGAGUAAGUCCAGGCCGCUUCCCCGAGACCGGCACCCACGACAACCCAUCUCGUAUGGAGAGGCAUCGGGUUUCGUCAGUUCCGCCAGAGCCCAAGCCCAAAGAGAACUAUAAGGUGUCAAGGUCAGCUUAGUGCGAUUGGUUUGAGGUCAUAUAUGAUGAAGACUCCGCUCUCGACUGGCACACAAAAAACUGUGGUUCUCUUGCUGGACUUGAGAAUAGCUUCAUUUGUCAAUCAAGAAGAGACCUGAUCUUGUGUCCGAAUAUUUUGAGAAGAACAGAGCAUCUCCCAGAUACUGGAACGAUUACAAUCAAGGCCCGUACCUUUCGACAGAAGCAAAAGAACAAAAGACUUGUGCUUAACGGAAUCUGAAUCAUGU
Pyricularia oryzae 70-15 is the source of this 1753-nucleotide messenger RNA. RefSeq lists its product as uncharacterized. The record is from RefSeq and is a predicted model, not a curated record. The coding region runs from base 502 to 1506 and encodes 334 amino acids. The transcript has a single exon. NCBI's taxonomy places the organism in Eukaryota, Fungi, Ascomycota, Sordariomycetes, Magnaporthales, Pyriculariaceae.